GGGAAAGAAAAGUGUCAGCGAGACGGGGCGGGACGUCCUGGGUCCCAAAUGGCUCUCUUGGUUUUUGACAAUCGAGUGGCGUCAAAGAAGAAAGGACUGAGCGCAGAGGAGAAGAGAACCCGCAUGAUGGAGAUUUUUUUUGAGACGAAAGAUGUAUUUCAAUUAAAAGACAUGGAGAAGAUUGCUCCCAAAGAAAAAGGCAUUACUGCUAUGUCAGUGAAGGACGUUCUUCAAAGCUUAGUCGAUGACGGUAUGGUUGACUGUGAGCGCAUUGGAACGUCCAACUACUAUUGGGCCUUUCCAAGCAAAGCUCUUCACGCGAGGAAACGUAAGUUGGAGGUUCUGGAGUCUCAGUUAUCUGAGGGAAACCAAAAGCAUGCAAACCUACAGAAAAGCAUCGAGAAAGCUAAAGUUGGCCGCCAUGAAACGGAAGAGCGAAACAGGCUAGCAAAACAGCUUUCUUCACUUCGAGAGCAAAGGGACCAGCUCAAGGCAGAACUAGAGAAAUACAAGGAAUGUGACCCCCAAGUUGUGGAAGAAAUACGUCAAGCAAAUAAAGUAGCCAAAGAGGCUGCUAACAGAUGGACUGAUAACAUAUUUGCAAUAAAAUCUUGGGCCAAAAGAAAAUUUGGGUUUGAAGAAAAUAAAAUUGAUAAAAAUUUCGGAAUUCCAGAAGACUUUGACUACAUAGACUGAACUGUGUGGUGCUGGUAAAAGAUCUAUGUGCUUGUGAAUGUGUAAUUUUUUUAUAUUAUCCAACCAGAUGUACAGAAUUGUCAUUUACCUG
Molecule: messenger RNA, 787 nt
Organism: Artibeus jamaicensis (Jamaican fruit-eating bat)
Lineage: Eukaryota; Metazoa; Chordata; Mammalia; Chiroptera; Phyllostomidae
Gene: MND1
Product: meiotic nuclear divisions 1
Exons: 8
Coding region: 49-696 (215 amino acids)
Biological process (GO): reciprocal meiotic recombination
Cellular component (GO): nucleus
Molecular function (GO): double-stranded DNA binding
Source: RefSeq, a predicted model, not a curated record